AAACAACUGCCCGGAAGUAGUAUCGUUUUUCCGGCUGCUGCCGACGGACGCGGAGCAAAACAGACUCCUGUGUUCGUAGCCGUUAGCUCUGUUAGCCCCGUUAGCUUCUUCCUGUCUGUUUUUAGUUUUCGUUGAAUAUGGGGGAGGCAGAUGUGACGCUGAAUCAGACCGACGAGAAGCCUCCGGACUCGGGGCUGGUUCCCGGGGAGGACUCGGUGGUCUGGAGCCACGAGGUGGAAGUGUGUCUGUUCCACGCGAUGAUCGGACACAAACCCGUCGGAGUGAACCGUCACUUCCACAUGAUCUGCAUCAGAGAUAAGUUCAGUCAGAACAUCGGUCGGCAGGUUUCCUCUUCCGUCAUCUGGGAUCAUCUGGGAACCAUGUACGACAUGCAGGCUCUGAUGCAGCAUGAGUCGGAGAUAUUGCCAUUUCCAAACACAGAAAAGAGCUUCUCUCUGCCGGAUGACAUCAUCCAGGAAGUAAAAGAAGGGAAGCUGGGCUCUGAGGAGGAGACCAAAGAGGAGUUCAGGAUGGAGAGAGAACCUCCAGCUACACAUGAAGAAGGCAGCAACUCAUCGGUGAAGAUGUCAGAGCGAACGAGCAGCAUUCGGGACAAAGAGCGCGAGCGGGACAAGGAGAAGGGAGGGAGCGAAGGAAUAACUGCCUCAGGAGGAGGAGGAGGAGGAGGAGGAGGCGAGGAGACAGUACGUUCGGGGUUGACCUGGGUACCCGAACGCAGCCGCGGCUCGCUGGUCCACGCCACGAUGGCGAGUCGUCGGUCGAUCGGAGAGUUUUCUGGGAUCGGUGUCGGAGACGUUUCCCAGGACCACGGCCUCAGAGAAGUCGGGAUAAAAGAGUUUCUGAGUCUAUUGGACCUGCAUCUGGGCAUGGAGUACCUACGGCCUGAGGGAAGUGACUUAAACUGGCAGGACGAGGGGGGGUUUGGGUCAGCUGAUGAGGAUCAGGCCUUCUUGGCCACUCUGUUGGAGUAG
Messenger RNA from Perca flavescens (yellow perch), 992 nucleotides. Its product is annotated as MRG/MORF4L-binding protein. The transcript is spliced from 7 exons. Gene Ontology annotation, biological process: regulation of transcription by RNA polymerase II. NCBI's taxonomy places the organism in Eukaryota, Metazoa, Chordata, Actinopteri, Perciformes, Percidae. Bases 138 to 992 code for a protein of 284 amino acids. The record is from RefSeq and is a predicted model, not a curated record. Gene Ontology annotation, cellular component: NuA4 histone acetyltransferase complex; nucleus.